AGGAGAGUGAAAACCUAUAGGAAAAAGAACAAACAAAAAUCACAGAGCUGUGACUGCAUUAAUAACAUCUGUCUAAAGACACACCAGGAAAAGUGAUGCACAUGACAACUGUGAGGCUCUGGGACCUCAUAAGGGCAUCCGAGUUGGUGCUGGGAGCAAGUGGAGAGUGAGAAUCUUACUGACAAUAUUGUACCUAUGUCAAUAAUUAUCAAUAGUUUGAAAUAAUGUCUUUUAACCUUUAGGGAUGUGUUCCCUUGUUGGUUCAAGAGUAAAAUGUGAACUGGAACACCCUCUCUUGUGACUUGCCCCUCCUGAACCCCCACUUUCAGUUUCUGAAUCUGUGGGCUCUUUGGUUUGGAAGGCCUGGCUGCAGGACUAUUUCCCACUCUGGGUUCUGCUUGCAUACUAAAUCUCUUUAUGGUUUGACGCUACUCACAAAGGCAGAAUAGCUAGAGCACUCCUGCUUCCUGACUUGCUAAAUACUAUCUGUCUAGCAUCAGGUUCCAAGGUUCUUCCUGAAGGCUCCUUUGGGCUCCUCUCUUAACUAAAUGCAAAGAUGGACUUCAAAAUACCCUGACCAAAACCCAUGCUAACUUAAACCUUAUUUUUAAAUGAAAUUCAGUUUCUUUUAAGUCACUAUAGAAGAUCUUCCUAUCUUUGUUUUUUUUUUUUUAAUUGAACUUUCUGCCUCUGAAGUACCAACUAUCCAAAUGAACUAAUUAAUAUCUUGAUGAUAUACUGCCAAAACAAUGCUAAAUUCCUCUACAAUGGACAAUGGCUUUUAACUGAGAAUGAAAUCAAAACAUAACUGUACCAUGCAGACUCCCUCCGCUGUAUUUUAAUGGAGGUUUAUCUGUUUUUUUGUUUUUGGUUUUGGUUUUUUGAUUUUUGGUUUUUCAAGACAGAGUUUUUCUGUAUAGCCCUGGCUGUCCUGGAACUCACUCUGUAGACCAGGCUGGCCUCAAACUCAGAAAUCUGAGUUCUGCCUCCCAAGUGCUGGGAUUAAAGGCGUGCGCCACCACUGCCUGGCUGGAGAUUUACCUUUUAGAGGUUAGUGGAUGUUGUAGUGUCUGGCUAUCUAUAGAUAGGAAGUGCCAGCAGAGACCUAGGCGGGAUGGAGGCAAGCAGAGUGGUAGGAGAAGAGAAUGAAAGGGUUGAACUCUGAUGUGGGUGACCUCAAAGAUAGUUUUAUGCUAUGUAUAGUUUAUUUUGCUUUGUUCAAGGAAUCCAUUCAUGAAUUGCUUUGGAAUCUGAUUCCUUUGCAAUGCUUCCUCAUGCUAUUAUAAACAAAUGAAGACUCUUGUGCGCCUGCAUUUUUGUUCCACUCUGUUCUAAAGCUCCUCCCAAGUGGAUUUUGUUCGCAUCAGAAGUUUGUUGUAGUAACCACUGUAAUUUUUUUUAAAGAUUUAUUUAUUUCAUGUACACAGUCACUGUCUUCAGACACACUAGAAGAAGCCAUCAGAUCCCACUACAGAUGGUUGUGGGCCACCAUGUUGUUACUGGGAACUGAACUCAGGAAGAGCAGUCAGGGCUCUUAACCACUGAGCCAUCCCUCCCACCAGUAACCACUGUAACUUUAAAUUCAAUCCUAAACUGUCAUGUCAUAGAAGGAUGCAAUUUAGAAAGUCAAGUGCACAGGUUUGCAUGUAAGAUGUCUGGCCCAAAGAAACUACAGAUCAAGACACAUCAGAGCCCGAGAAUGGUAAGCUGAGUUGACUAUGCAUGGUAUGGCUCAGGGGCUCAGGGGCGCAGAGACUCACAGCCAGAAGUUUCCACAGUUCCUACAGUAAGAGCUUUGGAGAGAUUCUCCUGAACUCACUGGUAAAAUGAAACAAGCCUGAGGAAAGGUGCAUUAAAGUUUUGAAAAAAGACAAAAUUUGCUCCAUGGCAGUUAGAAUUGAUGUAGAGUCCACAUUUGUCCUGUUGGAGGCUUCCUCUGUGGAUGCACAGUAAACAUGGUGGGAACAGAAGGCAGGCCAGCAGUAGUGCUGUAAAUCAGACAGACACCCUAAGGACAGAUGAUUGUCAUAUUAAGACAGGCAAUCAACAAACUCCUAAAAUAGUCUUCUUAUUGUUGGAAAACAAAAUAAAUCCACUAUUUGGGAACUUAAUAAAAACCGAGAGGAGCUUCAGCUCCAAAGACGCAUAUCCAUCACUGUUUCACUCUGUUAUGCUCCAGGUAGGAAGCCCAGGGCCUCAGAGACAGUCAGGAGCCGUGCACCUUGUUAUUUUUUGAAUGUAAAAGGUCCUCGCCGGCUUGUGCUUUAAAGGCUCAUUCCUCAACAAAAUGGUGCUGUGUCUGGGAGUUUGGGGCCUUUUGAGAUGGAGCGUGGCAGGUGGAACUGGGUCGAUGAUGGGAUGAUCUGAAGAGCAUAGCCUGGCCAUUAGUUCUAGUUGCCCUCUGCUUCCUGUCUUGCCAGCCUGUGGACAGCCGAAAGUCGCCUUACUCCGGGAUGACCACUCUUCCUGUCCCAGCUAUGAUGGACUGUAGCCCUCUGAAACCUUGAGUAAAAAACUAGAAUCUCUCUUUCCAUAAAGUCAUUCCCAUGGUGUAUUUUGUUCCAGUGUUGGAAAGGUAAUGUAACAGUUGAAGUGAGGUCUCCUCUGGCUCUCUGUGGACUUCCAUGACUGAACGGUGACUUUCACGGUGAGCAGAAGACAGCUAUGUGUGACUCCAGCUAUCCUCCUUGCCUCCUAAGUCACUGAAGCAGCAGACUCUUGAUUCCUCCCUGCUUGGAUGAGAGUUCCUGCACAACCUAGAAUGCUGACAAUGUGCUGCCUUGAGUGACCUCUUCUCACAUUCUGUCACCCUAAAAUGGUCGAUUGUGGAUGUAAAACACGGCUUUAAGACAAAGACAUCAGCAAUUGAACUACUCACGCUAUCAGACUAUGGUGUGGCACACUGGGCAGGUCAUCAGUGUGGCACGCAGGUCACAUUGUAUCAGUAUGGCACACAUGGCAGGUAGUCAUAAGUGUGUUCACACAUAGCAAGUUGUCAUCAGUGUUGCUCACAUGGCAGGAUGUCAUCAGUGUGUUCACACAUGUCAGGUUGUCUUCAGUGUGUUGACUCAUGGGAGUUUGUCAUCAGUAGGGCACACAUGGCAGGUAGUCAUAAGUGUGUUCACACAUGGCAGGUUGUCAUCCGUGGGGCCCACAUGGCAGGUUGUCAUCUGAGUGUUUACACAUGGCCAGUUGUCAUCAGUGCGUUAGCACAUGGCAGGUUGUCAUCAGUGUGUUCACACAUCAGAGGUUGUUAUCAGUGUGGCACACAUGCCAGGUUGUCAUCACUGUGUCAACACAUGGGACAUUGUGUUCAGUAUGUUCACACAUGUCAAGUUGUCAUCAGUAUGUUCACACAUGGCAGGUUGUCAUCAGUGUGUUCACACAUCAGAGGUUGUCAUCAGUGUGGCACUCAUAUCAGGUUUUCAUCAGUGUGUUCAUACAUGGCAAGUUUUCAUUAGUGUGGCACACAUGCCAGGUUGUCAUCACUGUGUCAACACAUGGGACAUUGUGUUCAGUAUGUUCACACAUGUCAAGUUGUCAUCAGUAUGUUCACACAUGGCAGGAUGUCAUCGGUGUGUUCACACAUGGCAGGUUACCAUUAGUGUGUUCACACAUGGCAGUUUGUCUUCAGAGUAGCACACAUGGCUGGUUGUUAUCCGAGUGUUACACAUGGCUAGUUGUCAUCAGUGCGUUCACACAUGGUAGGUGGUUAUCAGUGUGUUCACACAUCACAGGUUGUCAUCAGUGUGGCACUCAUAUCAGGUUUUCAUCAGUGUGUUCACACAUGGCAAGUUUCAGUGUGGCACACAUGCCAGGUUGUCAUCACUGUGUCAACACAUGGGACAUUGUCUUCAAUAUGUUUACACAUGUCAGGUUGUCAUCAGUAUGUUCACACAUAGCCGGAUAUCAUCAGUCUAUUCACACAUGGCAGGUUAACACUAGUGUGUUCACACAUGGGAGGUUGUCAUCAGUGUGUUCACACAUGCCAGGUUGUCAACAGUGUUUUCACAAAUGGCAGGUUGUCACCAGUGUGAUCACACAUGGCAUGUUGUCAUCAUGGAGGCACACAUGGCAGUUAAUCAUCAGUGUGGUACACGUGGGAGGUCAUUGUGAGUCUGGCACAUAAGGGAGGUUGUCAUCAGUGUGUUCACACAUGGGAGGUUGUCAUCAGUGUGGCACACAUGGCAGUUUUUCAUCAAUGUUCAUACAUUGCAGGUUGUCAUUAGUGUCAGGUUGUCAUCAGUGUGGAAUACAUAUGA
Molecule: messenger RNA, 4262 nt
Organism: Mastomys coucha (southern multimammate mouse)
Lineage: Eukaryota; Metazoa; Chordata; Mammalia; Rodentia; Muridae
Exons: 3
Coding region: 3128-4129 (333 amino acids)
Source: RefSeq, a predicted model, not a curated record